AAACCUGGGUACAGGGCAGAAGCCCCAGGACUUGAGCUACAGUGCUCUGCCUCAACAAUUGACAAGACCCGCUAGCAACGAUGGGAAACUGGCUGACCGGCUGGUCAUCUGACAGGUCAUCUGGCUAUUCAUCUGACUGGUCACCUGGUGGGUCUUCAGGGGUGCCCUCCGGGCCAGUGCACAAGUUAGAAAAGUCUAUCCAGGCAAACCUCCCACCCAAUGAAAACUGUCUGCAGCAGAUUGCUGUGUCCUUGGUGCCAUCACAGAAGCUAGAAGAGUAUAUCCAGGCAAACCUCAAACCCAACAGAAAAUCUCUGAAGCAGAUAGACCAGGCUGUGGAUGCCAUCUGGGACCUGCUGCGCAGUCAGAUCCCUGUGAAGGAAGUGGCUAAGGGUGGCUCCUAUGGCCGGGAAACAGCCCUAAGAGGCUGCUCCGACGGUACCCUUGUUCUCUUCAUAGACUGCUUCCAACAGUUCCAGGAUCAGAUAAAAUACCAAGAUACAUUCCUUGACUUUAUUGAACUGUGGCUGAAAAUCCAUGAGAAGAAGUCAGUAAAGCAUGAACAUGCCCUUGUAGUACAAGUGUCUGUACCAGGGCAGAGAAUACUCUUGCAAUUACUACCAGUCUUCAAUCCUCUACGCUCCAGUGAGAAUCCCAGCUCCUGUGUCUAUGUGGAUCUCAAAAAAUCCAUGGAUAAAGUAAGAGCCUCACCAGGGGAGUUCUCAGACUGCUUCACCACACUGCAGCAGCGGUUUUUCAAGAAAUAUCCCAGAAGACUGAAGGAUUUGAUCCUAUUGGUCAAGCACUGGUAUGAACAGUGCCAGGAGAAGUGGAAAACACCCCCACCUCAGUCAUUGCUGUACGCACUGGAACUGCUCACUGUGUAUGCCUGGGAACAGGGCGGCCAAGCUGAAGACUUCGACAUGGCACAAGGCGUCAGGACCGUGCUGAGACUCAUCCGGCGGCCGACAGAGCUGUGUGUCUACUGGACAGUCAAUUACAACUUUGAGGAUGAGACAGUCCGGAACAUCCUUCUGCACCAGCUCAGGUCCCAAAGACCGGUCAUCUUGGAUCCAACUGACCCAACCAAUAAUGUGGGCAAAGAUGACAGGUUCUGGGAGCUACUGACAGAGGAGGCUGGGGCCUGGCUGUACUCUCCCAGCCUGAAUACUGAGUCACCUGCACCAUAUUGGGAUGUUCUGCCCAUGCCACUUUUCAUCACUCCAAGCCACUUACUGGACAAGUUCAUCAAGGACUUCCUCCAGCCCAAUGACAUCUUCCAAAAGCAGAUCAAUAAAGCUGUUGACAUUAUCUGUCCCUUCCUUAAAAAUGACUGCACCUGGAAUUCUGACACCAAAGUCCUGAAGACCGUCAAGGGAGGAUCCACUGCCAAAGGCACAGCUCUGAAGCGGGGAUCAGAUGCUGACAUUGUUGUGUUCCUCUCCUCGCUGGAUAGUUAUGACUCUCUAAAAACCAACCGCUCCCAGUUUGUCCAGGAGAUCCAGAAGCAGUUAGAAGCCUUUGUGCAGGCCCAGGAGUUGGAGGUGACGUUUGAGAAUUCGAAAUGGAAGGCUCCCAGAGUGCUGAGUUUUACCUUGAAAUCCAAGACUCUCAAUGAAAGUGUCGAGUUCGAUGUCCUUCCCGCCUAUGAUGCACUAGGUCAACUGCGGUCUGACUUCACCCUCAGGCCCGAAGCCUACCAGGAGCUCAUUGAGCUGUGUGCAUCACAGGACAUCAAAGAAGGAGAGUUCUCCAUCUGUUUUACCGAGCUACAGAGAAACUUCAUUCGAACCCGGCCCACCAAAGUGAAGAGUCUGCUCCGCCUGAUCAAGCACUGGUACAAACAGUAUGAAAGGAAGAUGAAGCCAAAAUCUUUGCCCCCAAAGUACGCCCUGGAGCUGCUCACCGUGUAUGCCUGGGAGCAGGGCAGUGGCACAGAUGACUUCGACAUUGCUGAAGGCUUCCGGACUGUCCUGGACCUGGUUAUAAAAUACCGGCAGCUCUGCAUCUUCUGGACAGUCAAUUACAACUUUGAAGAGGAAUACAUGCAGAAGUUCCUACUGACCCAGAUCCAGAAAAAGAGGCCUGUGAUCCUGGAUCCAGCAGAUCCCACAGGUGAUGUGGGAGGAGGUGACCGCUGGCACUGGCAUCUUCUAGCUGAAGAAGCGAAGGAGUGGCUGUCCUCCCCUUGUUUCCAAGUGAAGCAAAAAGGCCUGGUACAGCCUUGGAAAGUGCCAGUAAUGCAGACCCCCGGAAGCUGUGGAGGUCAGAUCUACCCCACUGUGGGUGGAGUUACUAAGUAGGAGUCCAUUCAGCUCUGGAAGACGCUUCUGGAGUGAUCUGGCAAAGACUCAGACCGUGUUAGAAAAGGGAGCCUGGUUCAGCCCUCUCUGGCAGGCUCCCACCUCUCUCCUUCCUUCUUGGAAUCAAGACAUGGGAUUAUCCCCCACCCUCCCCCAGGGUCUCACAGCACAGGCCCUGCUCUGUGUGAGUGACCUCCUUCAGAGACACUUGCCCUGUGCAGCUUAAUGGGUUCUGCUUCUGUCUGUAUUCUGUGCAGUUAUUUCCUGCCUCCUGCUCUGCUAGUUCUCUAGUCAGCAGCUCCAGACUCACCCUGUGUCACUAAGGUUAAGCCCCUCCCUAGCCCUUCAGUAUUGUCAAUCCCAACUAGCCCUUGGAGUCUUCCAUUGCGUGUCUUUGCCUGUCUCUUUCCCUGUCACUGUGGAUACAGAGAUGUACCAUCCAUCCAGCAGCUAGCCAACUCCCCUCCCUCCACCUCUGCUGUUAAAACCCUUUCUCUUGGGGAAAUGUAAACACUAUCUACCUCUCUUAAUGUCCCAGGACAAACUAAGGUGCAUUUCUCCCUUCUCUGAGAAGCCAAAGCUUCCCUGAUUGAGCUUACCUGCUCACAGGAGAGGGGUUACAGGCCUUUGAAGCUGCCACACUAGAAGAUCUGCACCCAGCUAGGAUGAUGGCUUCCCUGGGGCUGCGUAAAGGGAACCCCUCCCCUCAUCUUUCCUCCUGUAUCCUCUAGCCCCUCUCAGAGAUCCCGUGCAAUCAAGGCAGAAUAGAAUGCAGCUGGUUGGGACCACUUGUUAAAUAACUCAGGUGAGGGUCCCAUAACCUUCCCAGCCCACCUCUCUUCCAAGAGUGAAGAUAACAGUCAACAAGCCCAGCUGUGAUGUUCAUUGAUGAGCAGGCUCUGGAGGACUCCUGAAGAUGGCAGCAGUGUGGCUCAGUGAAUAGCCCUGCAUAACAUUUUACACACACCAAAUGCUAGUUGAUAUCUCUUGCUGGCUGCCCAGGGGGCCUUCACCCCAGGGCUUUAACUGCCCAGAGACAGGAAGUCUAAACCCUUCGCAUCCCCAAGUAAGGCUGAGCCUUUUUUCUGCCUGUGCUUGCUCUGAUGCAUUGAGGAUCAUGCCUGGCUGCUGUGCAACUUUUAAGCAGAGCCGUGCAGCAUCCCAGGGAGUUGAUUUCUAUGUAAACACCUUCAUCCAUUUCUGAUGUAUGCUUUGAGGUGGCUCAGGCUGGGCUAGCCCAGACAGAAAUCCUAGGCAUGUGAUUAGAGGAUCAGAACCCUUCUGGCCCUUCUGCAGGGGAGAGAUGGGGCUGAAGGUGGGGUUCAAAUCUCAUGCCGAGUGAUGGAACCCAACAUCCCUAGGUGCUAAGACCCCACCAAAGUCUCUGGAUAAGGAAGUUCCAGGAAUCUUUACUGAUAAACAUCCCAAUGUAUCAACAAGGUAGACUCUGACCUUCAUGGGACAGAAGAUCCUGGGUCAGUCCCCUCCCUGGGGACUCUGCAGUUGGCUGUUCAUUUAUAUGCUUCAUAAUAAAUGGUUUCUCUGUGUA
Messenger RNA from Mus caroli (Ryukyu mouse), 3852 nucleotides. It is a transcript of the gene Oas2, whose product is annotated as 2'-5'-oligoadenylate synthetase 2. Gene Ontology annotation, cellular component: cytosol; membrane; nucleoplasm. Gene Ontology annotation, biological process: defense response to virus; regulation of ribonuclease activity; negative regulation of viral genome replication. NCBI's taxonomy places the organism in Eukaryota, Metazoa, Chordata, Mammalia, Rodentia, Muridae. Gene Ontology annotation, molecular function: double-stranded RNA binding; 2'-5'-oligoadenylate synthetase activity. The record is from RefSeq and is a predicted model, not a curated record.